Paecilomyces variotii is the source of this 825-nucleotide messenger RNA. Its product is annotated as S-adenosyl-L-methionine-dependent methyltransferase. Bases 1 to 825 code for a protein of 274 amino acids. The transcript is spliced from 4 exons. Lineage: Eukaryota; Fungi; Ascomycota; Eurotiomycetes; Eurotiales; Thermoascaceae. Gene Ontology annotation, molecular function: S-adenosylmethionine-dependent methyltransferase activity. The record is from RefSeq and is a predicted model, not a curated record.
AUGAGCUCAAUUCCACAACCUCCUGGACGUCUGAUCUCUCAUUUCGCUAAUAGAUCUCGAGAGACUCAAAGUACCGGAUGGUCAGAACUAUGGGAGACAAACCAGAGCGAUCUCUGGGAUCGUGGGAAACCAUCGCCGGCAUUGAUUGAUUUCAUCGAAAGCCGACCAGCGGUCUUGCCUAAACCCGAGAAUGGUCGUCGUUUAAAAGCGCUCGUGCCUGGCUGCGGAAGAGGCUACGACGUAGUCGCGUUGACCCUGCAUGGUUUCGAUACAUACGGUCUUGAAGUGUCGAACAAGGCCGUCGAGACGGCUAGAGAAUAUGCAAAAUCAGAACUAGCUAAGCCUAUCCAGCACAACUACGGCGAAAGGUCCAGCGAGUGGCCCUUGGAACACGCAGGAAAAGCAGAAUUCGUCCAGGGCGACUUCUUCCAGAGGGAUUGGGAAGCUGCUUGUGCUUCGGAUGGCGUCAGGGGGUUUGAUUUAAUCUACGACUAUACUUUUCUCUGUGCGCUUCUACCUGAAAUGCGAAAAGACUGGGCCCGUCGCAUGCGCGAGCUUCUCGCACCUGGUGGUAUUCUAGUCUGUCUGGAGUUCCCACUAUAUAAGGAUCUCAAAGCUCAAGGGCCACCGUGGGGUCUGAGGGGUGUGUACUGGGAUCUCCUCGCAGUGGGGAAUGAUGGCAUCCUGAAUGAACCCAGCGAAGAAACAGAUGGUGCUCAAGGACCAUUUGAGCGAGUUCUAUACUUUAAACCAGCUCGGUCAUACGACAGUGGAAGAGGGACUGAUAUGGUGAGUGUCUGGCGUGCGAGGGCUCAGCAGAUCUGA